Peromyscus californicus insignis is the source of this 3330-nucleotide messenger RNA. It is a transcript of the gene Tpmt, whose product is annotated as thiopurine S-methyltransferase. Gene Ontology annotation, molecular function: thiopurine S-methyltransferase activity. Bases 271 to 888 code for a protein of 205 amino acids. NCBI's taxonomy places the organism in Eukaryota, Metazoa, Chordata, Mammalia, Rodentia, Cricetidae. The record is from RefSeq and is a predicted model, not a curated record. The transcript is spliced from 8 exons.
GGCGUGGCCUGGCGUGCAGAGGCGUCUGCGCGUUCUGGCCGGGGUUCUCACGCCCCGGCAGGGCCUAUAGGACUUGGAGGCCGGACAUCUUCUCCGGGGUGUGACCUGUCCAUAUUGGGCGGGGCCUUCGCCCCUGAGGCGGGGCCUGCGCGUCCUUGCACAGCUCCGGUUGUUGCAGACAGAAGGGCGGGCUAGGGUCUGAGGAAGACAGCUGGGCGCAUCCGAGGCUCUGGAGACACCAGCCUCUGAGACAAAAAUUAUCUACAAACUAUGGAUGAUUCAACUUCACCUGAUGUGAAAGAACACCCUGAUACUGAAGUGCAGAAGAACCGCGUACUAACCCUGGAAGAAUGGCAAGAUAAGUGGGUGACCCGUCACAUCGGAUUUCAUCAGGAACAAGGGCAUCAGCUAUUAAAGAAGCAUUUGGAUACAUUUCUUAAAGGCCAGCAUGGACUGAGAGUGUUUUUCCCACUCUGUGGAAAAGCGGUUGAGAUGAAAUGGUUUGCAGACCAGGGCCACACUGUAGUUGGUGUAGAAAUUAGUGAAAUUGGGAUUCGGGAAUUUUUUGCAGAACAGAAUCUUUCGUACACAGAGGAACCACUCAAUGAAAUUGCUGGUGCCAAGUUAUUUAAGAGCUCUUCGGGGAAUAUCUCAUUGUACUGCUGUAGCCUGUUUGAUCUUCCCAGAGUGAAUAUUGGCAAGUUUGACAGGAUUUGGGAUAGAGGAUCAUUAGUGGCUAUCAAUCCAGGUGACCAUGAUCGCUAUGCAGAUAUUAUACUGUCCCUACUGAGAAAAGGGUUUCAGUACUUCGUGGCUGUCCUUUCUUAUGAUCCAACGAAAUAUGCAGGAUGUACACUGCUUGUGUGCAUGGAGACAAUUCUGGGCUAAUGAGAACAGGAAACCUUUGUGCUCUUCCACACUGUCCAUGUUUUCUUAUAUUCCUUUCCUGUUUUGUUCAUCAGUCAUAUUUCAAACUGUGGAAGGGGGAAAUGGAUGAUCCUAAUGUAAAGAGAUAUCGCAAGAGCCCUAGAGUAGAAGAAAGAAAUGUGGGUGCCCUGCCCUGGGCAUUGGGUGACUAUGCUGCCCCUGAGUUGGAGCUGCAUGAAGCUAAUGUUGAUACACCCUCAAAUACCUCUCAGACAGGUGGGGAAGAGGCAUGAGGAGCUGUGGGGGUUCUAGGGAAAUCUCUCAAAUAGUGUUUUUUGUUUUGUUUUGUUUUGUUUUUAAAACAUGGUCUUACUUUAAAGCUCAGCCUGGUCUGGAACUUACAAUGUAGCCUAGGCUAGCUUUAAACUCAAGAAGAUCUCUGCGCUUCAGUCUCCAGUCUCCAUGCAAGCAACUUCCAAAAAAGUACCUGGACUGUAGACCUGAGCCCCCACACCUAUCUUAUAUGUUAUCUAUUAUAUGCUACUACAUUCUCUCUGAUUUUUUUUUUUUUUGGUGUGUGUGUGUAUGUAUAACAUUUGGCGUCAGUGAGGAUCAAACCCAGGGCAUUAUGGGUGCUAGGCAAGCCCUCUCUCACUGAGCUUCAUCCCUGGCCUGACUAUUUUCAAUCCCUAAAAAGGUUGUUUCAUCUGACUCAUUGUAGGCAGGGUUUUCCUGUCCCACAGCCACUUUCAAAUAAUUAUUCAGAGGCUUAAUAUUAAUUACAAAUGCUCGGCCAAUAGCUCAGGCUUAUUACUGACUAGCUCUUACAUUUGAAGUUAACCCAUAUUCCUUAUUUACACUCUACCACAUGGCAGCAUCUUUAUUAGCAUGGCACAUUCCAUCUGCAUCUGGCUGGUGACUCCAGACUCUACCCUUUGUCCUCCCAGCAUUCUCAGUUUGGCUCUCCUGCCUAACCUUAUUCUGUCCAGCUAUUGGCCAGUCAGCUUCUUUAUUAAACCAGUCGCAGAGACAUAUCUUCACACAAUGUAAAGGAAUAUUCCACAGCAGCUCAUUUUGUUGCACUGGGAGGAAGCUUUUACAGCACUGAGGAUGGACCCCAGGGCCUUCCAGGUGCCAGGCAAGCGCUGUCCCACUGAGCCACCUCCCAGCCUUGGACACUGGAGCUUAGUGUUUGCCUUGGACAGGCUUGUAUUUUCAUGAAGGAGUUAAAAUCAAGUAUUCAGACUUCUAAUGGGUAAGAAUCCUGGUGGUUUUCUUGUUGGGGGAGGAGGAUGUUGUUUGGUUGGUCGGCUGGUUUUGAGGCAAUGUCUCAUGAUGAAGCCCACACUGGCCUCACACUCAGUAUCCUUCUCCCUCCAUCCCAAGUGCUGAAACCGCACCUGGUUCCCUGGGGUGGGUUGGUGGUUUUUGAGAGGGGUGGUUUUAUGUAGCCCAGGCUGGCCUCGAACUCUUGAUCCUGCCCCCUUGACUUCCUAAGCAUUAGGAUUACAGGUAUGAACUAGCAUGUCUGGCGUUGUUUGAUUUUUAAUUGAGCUUUAAAAAAACAACAACAGUGCCCUAUCUUAUUAAUAUUUAUGUAUGGUAGUCUUUUGUUGUUCUGUUUGAAAACCUUGGGUCUAAAAAACUCAUUAGAAGAUGAGACUUGGUAUCUGUAAUUAUGUCUGCGGCAGUCAGAAGGAAAGAGAAGUUAAUGGAGGCAGAAGUGAGCUCUGCUCGUCUCGUUUAAGUCCUGCUCAUGAGCAGGAGGCCCAGGGAAGGCACCAUGGGAAGGCGCACAGCUGCUCUGUCUGUGGUGGGGACAGCACUGCUUUAAAGGACAAGAGGAAGAUGCUGCCAGUCCCUGUCCCACUGCAGAGUGGGAAGAAUGUAGUGAGGAGGAGUGUGAAGGGCAGAAACCAGCACCCUGGAAGGCGAAGGACACCCCAAAGGAACCUGUCAGUGGGCUGCACUCUGACCCUGGACAUGAGCUAUACGAAAGCCAGGUCGUGGGGAGCAGGGAUGCAGCUCAGCUGGUAGAGUACUCGUCUCUGGGUUGAUCCCCAGCACCUUGAAAACCACAUAUGGCAGUGCAUGCCUAUAAUCUCAGUACUCGGGACAUAGAGGCAGGGGGUCAGAAGUUCAAGGAAAGUCAUCCGUGGCUACAUAGUGAGUUUGAGGCCUGCCUGAACUACAUAAGACCCUAUCUUUAAAACACACACACACACACACACACACACACACACACACACACACACACACACACACACACACAAAACCACAUACACAUACACACAACAAAAGUAGAAAGGCAUGCUAUACUAUAUCCUCACCUCUCUGGAUUUCUCAGUAGUUUAUAGAAUAAGUAUCCAUAAUAUCACUGAAAUUAAACUGAGAGUUGAACCCCGAGAAUUUGUUUGAGAAUUAGAGUUGAAAGAUAAACUACUCUUCACCACACUUCUCUUU